GCAGACGUAGAUCAUACGACCUGUACCGCCCAUGCGAAGCUCUCGUCAUCGAAACUUUCAAUGGACUGUCGUGUUCCUGAAGGUCAACACACGUCCAUCGGCCAACCCAUGUCCCAUCGUCGCACGUACUGAUUGUCCCCUUCUCGAUGCCCAAGUGAUUCCGCCAUUACACGGCAGCAGAGAUCAACCUCUUGCGGUUCGGGUGGUGCCUUGCGUGCGCAACGACGCUCGUCGAGAGAUACCCCGUUGGCUCGACGUGCGCACUCGCCCAGGACGUCGCGGCUCAGUAAGAAGAAAGGAUCACUCACCGCCUGGAGAUCUCGUUGUAACAGUGCUACCGAACAGGCGUGUUUCCCUCGUCCUCUCGCUGCUACCUUGUUUUGUCCGGCUGUACGCCCGGCUUUGAGGCCGAUGGAUGUUUGUUUGUUGCGUUUUGUUCGUGAUUCUUCUUUCUUUAUUUUCUCCAUAACAAUUCACAACUCUACCGAAUUUGGUAUAUUUGCUUUAUCUUUUCACUCCUCGUAAUCAUGGAAUGGAGUUGAUAUACUUUCAUCUUCCUUAGCAGCCGCGUGUACGCCCAUGAUAGGAUCGUGGGAGAAGGAGCGCGAAUGCCAAUACCAGCCGAUUGGCGUCCAGAAUUAGGUGCCGCUCGUCAGUCCCGAGCACCGCGACACUUGAUUCAUGACGUUUCCCGCUGCCUCCACCAGACUUACUAUGAGCAUCGGGGUCUGUCCACGGCGUGCGACCCAUAGCAGCUUCGCACGAGAUGUUUUUUUCUCAUUCGUGAUCAUUCGCUCAGCGCUGCUCAUCAGCCGCAUCGCCUUUUCAACGAUUAAACACUCUGGGGACAGCAGAACCGGGGCCACAUCCAGAUGAUAGCGCGGGGGGGAGGGGGCAAGGAGGAGCGCUGAGAGAUCGGGGCUGCAGCAUUCACGUGACUAUGCACGCGAGCGUCGAGCGUGCGUCUACGAGAUUGGUCGGGUUCAUUGUGAGCGCAUGCCGAUCGGCGACGAGUACUGCCAUAUUCUGUCUUGAUUUUACUCUUCCUCGUCUUUUUCCUCUUCCCUUUCUCCCUGCAGUACAGGGGAUCUAUGAGUUCGCUUUCCGUACGCCCUGCUCAGCAGUGGAUUGACUUGCUGUACCCAUCUCGGCCCGGUAUUUUGAUAGGUCGACUUGUUCCUCAGAAUAUAAAUAUAAGCGGUCGGAUUGGUGAGACAUGGUCAUUUCCCACAGCGUUCCAUGGCUUUCGAGUUCUGCCGUCUCGAGCAGUUCUACGCGAGCUGGCUCGUAUUCGUCCGCUUUGCUCAAGAGGUGGAAGUCGAGGGAGGCUGUCAUCUUCCACCGUGAUGUAUUCGGGUCUAUCGAAGCCAGGAUCUCAGAGGCCACGCUUUAUGUGGACCUUUUGCAUCAUGCUGGCAUAUGCUCAACCUCGAGGAAGCAAUGUGCAGCGCGGCCUAGUUAAGAUGAAGUGGGUGGCGAUUGAAGUUGCAACGCAUCCGCCAGUGGGAAUAGAACGGACGAUUGUCGUGAGAUUGGGACGCCAUUUCAUAUAAUCCGAUACCAACGCAGUGGUACCACGAGGCGAUCGCACAUACAGAUUCAUGAACAGAAACUAAUAUCGAGAUGAAACGCCCCUCCGAUGGAUUGCACUCGCGCACCCUCCACAAGCGGCCCAUCUUCGCGCUCUGCGAUGUCUGCCUUAUCCUUCAAUCGCUCAUGCUUCUUCGCGCCCUCGUUACCGGUUCUGAUAACAGAGAUAAACCAUACAAGGAUGAUGGCUUGCCUAGCGAUGUGGGAGGCUCGCGGGCGUCAUUAGUAUGCUGCAUAUCAGCUAGUUGCUGCAGAUGAUGUUUCUUGGACCGUCUUUGCUCCGAUUCAUUCGCGGUCCGUCAACGUGUCAGCCUCGAGCACUGUGGCACCCGAUGUCGACACGAAAGCGCUCGUGCUCUCGUAACUCCGUCAUUUUAUUCAGAUGCACCGUGUCUUUCGCGCCUUACGAUCUUCGACGACCUCGCGCAAGAGUCCAUCACGCUCUGCUGCAAUUCCCUCCGUGCCGUUUCCUGGAUGAUCGUAAACACACGCACUUUUCGUUUCCUACGAUCGUUACCCGUGCUUGGUCGUGGUGCGUGUUGGAUGACCACUAGUACUUACACUUGUUUGGCUGCACGGACAAUGACUUGCGACACAUGCUCACC
This is a messenger RNA of Heterobasidion irregulare TC 32-1, 2195 nucleotides long. RefSeq lists its product as uncharacterized. Lineage: Eukaryota; Fungi; Basidiomycota; Agaricomycetes; Russulales; Bondarzewiaceae. The transcript has 8 exons. The coding region runs from base 1092 to 1553 and encodes 153 amino acids. The record is from RefSeq and is a predicted model, not a curated record.